Molecule: messenger RNA, 4982 nt
Organism: Trichoplusia ni (cabbage looper)
Lineage: Eukaryota; Metazoa; Arthropoda; Insecta; Lepidoptera; Noctuidae
Gene: Ge-1
Product: enhancer of mRNA-decapping protein 4
Exons: 24
Coding region: 157-4146 (1329 amino acids)
Biological process (GO): deadenylation-independent decapping of nuclear-transcribed mRNA
Cellular component (GO): P-body
Molecular function (GO): protein binding
Source: RefSeq, a predicted model, not a curated record
CAAACGAAACGAGUCAAUAAAACGUGUUCUCAUGUCGGUCGGCAUCAGCGGUUCGCUGUUGUAAUAUUUGCAUGAUUUUUUUGCAAUUACGAUUCUAUUGUGAAUUUGCGUUAAAGUUUCUGAAAUUCAUGUGGAAAGUGGAAGAUUAGAUCAGUUAUGGCACCAACAACAAUGCUUCCAAAGCUAUCAGAUGCCACUCAAACGAUAUCAUUUUCUGAUGGCGAUGGUGUCUGUAGUUCGGAGGUGUACUCCACUAAUGUGCUGGUGAACACCAAUGCCGGCAACCAUGACCACGGCAGCUCUAAGGUGAAGCUGAAGAACCUGGUGGACUAUAACUGGGAGCCCAAGUUCUAUGCUGGACAGAUCCUCGCCAUACACACCAGCGGAAAGUACUUGGCAUAUUCUAUUAAAGCUCCGAACGCAGUGAACCCGGGCACAUGGAGCGGCAUGGUCCGCGUCGUGUACACGCCCGAGCCCGGCACCGACCGGCGCGCGCUCAUCAAGGGCAUGAAGGGAGAGGUGCAAGAUUUAGCUUUUGCUCACAUACAAAACCAAGUCAUUCUGGCAUCCAUUGACGAGCAAGGCAACUUUUAUGUGCACGAGAUUGAAGUUACAGAUAGUGGAUUGAGAUGCACGCUGCUGAGCGAGGUGCAGGAGGACAGCGGCGCGGCGGGCAGCUCGCACCGCGUGGUGUGGUGCCCCUACAUACCCGACGACGACGAGGAGACCUCGGACGACGACGUGGCCCGGCUGCUGCUCACCACCAACGAUCAUAUCGCGCGCAUCUGGAACACGCGCUCGCUGUCGGGCAGCAGCAGCGUGUCGGGGCGCGCGGCGGGCGCCAUGUGCGCGGCGGAGCACGCGGCCGCCAUCCUGGACGCCGCCUUCUCGCCCGACGGCAGCGCGCUCGCCACCGCCUCCGCUGACGGAUACGUCAUGUUCUUCCAGGUUUACGUACUGACGGACAGCAGCCCACGUUGCCUGCACAAAUGGCAGCCGCAUGGCGGCAAGCCCCUCAGCUGUCUGUUCUUUCUAGACAACCACAAGAACUACAACACCGAUGUCCAAUUCUGGAAAUUCGCGGUAACGGGCUCUGAAAACAACACUAACAUCAAGAUCUGGUCAUGCAAGUCCUGGACCUGCCUUCAGACCAUCACAUUCACUCCUGGACUCGGUACCGAGGGUACGCUAGGACUCAAGGCCAUGCUAGACACGAGUGCCAGUUACCUGUUGCUCUCAGACUUCAAGUCGCGGAGUCUGUAUGUGCUGAACAUGGCCCGGGACCCUGAGGACAGUCUGGCGUAUUGUAAGAGCAUCUCGGAAUUCUUGCUGCCUUAUCCAGUGCUGAGCUUCUGUAUUGUGGAUGCGGAGGAGCAGUUGAGUAAGUGCGAGCCAAGCUGUGACGAGCCUUACCACCGAAACGGCUCCAGCGGAGACGCCGACUCGCCCAUCGACUAUGAAAUGCACCAUGAUGAGUCCGGCUCGGUGGGGUCGUGCGGGUCCCUGCGGCGGCGCGUGUGCGUGCGGCUGUACAUCGUGCAGCCCAAGGGCCUGCAGGAGGGCCGCCUGGUGUACUCGCCGCCGCGCCCGCCGCUACACGCGGACCUCAUGCAUGGUGAGAUACACACACACAUACGUCACUCAUACAUACUGUACAUCGUGCAGCCCAAGGGCCUGCAGGAGGGCCGCCUGGUGUACUCGCCGCCGCGCCCGCCGCUACACGCGGACCUCAUGCAUGGUGAGAUACACACACACAUACGUCACUCAUACAUACUGUACAUCGUGCAGCCCAAGGGCCUGCAGGAGGGCCGCCUGGUGUACUCGCCGCCGCGCCCGCCGCUACACGCGGACCUCAUGCAUGGUGAGAUACACACACACAUACGUCACUCAUACAUACUGUACAUCGUGCAGCCCAAGGGCCUGCAGGAGGGCCGCCUGGUGUACUCGCCGCCGCGCCCGCCGCUACACGCGGACCUCAUGCAUGGUGAGAUACACACACACAUACGUCACUCAUACAUACUGUACAUCGUGCAGCCCAAGGGCCUGCAGGAGGGCCGCCUGGUGUACUCGCCGCCGCGCCCGCCGCUACACGCGGACCUCAUGCAUGGUGAGAUACACACACACAUACGUCACUCAUACAUACUGUACAUCGUGCAGCCCAAGGGCCUGCAGGAGGGCCGCCUGGUGUACUCGCCGCCGCGCCCGCCGCUACACGCGGACCUCAUGCAUGGUCUAUCAGAGCUGGCAUUGGAGGACAGCUCGUCCGAGUCCGCGCCGGCCACUAUCGCGUCCAGCAUCCUGCAGCAACAGAGCCAGCAACUCAAGAACCUGCUCAUGAGAUCACAGACGCAGCCCGGCAGCCUGAUUGGCCAGCGACCUGAGUCUCCGACUAUUGCACCACAAUUGAAUCUCAUGACGCCCGAUGCUUUUAGUAACGAAUUCCUCGGUUCCAGUUCUCCUGGCAAGCGCGAGGAGGACGAUCCCCCGCUGUCCGUUACGCCCGACGUCAGUAACAAGCCGCGCAACUCAACUGCAGGUUCGUGUGUGGAGGAGUCCCUGUGCGAGGCGGCCAGCAAGCUGGCGUCAGCCGGCUCCAGCCCCAGCAGGGAGGUGCAGCAGAUCAUGGCGCAUAACGAACAUGCCUUCUUCAAGGAGGAGGAGGCGGCCCCGGCGGAGGGCGCGGAGCUGGCGGCGCCGCUGUUCGCGGGGCCCGAGCCCUACGCGCCGCUCGAGCCCGCCGCGCCCGCGCACAAGCUGCCGCACACCAACAGCGAGACCUGGCCCCAGAUUUCCAUCCCUCAAAUAGCGGAAGCGAACCAGCGCAAAGCGUCGAGCGACAAGUCGAGCAACCAGUCGGGGAACACGUCGCUGAACGCGUCGGGCGCCGAGCGGGACGAGGCGCGCGGCGCGGGGCUCGCGCCCGCCGACAAGACGCGCCUCGAGGCACUCGAGCAUAAACUCGACAAGCUUACUGAAAUGGUGAGCAACCAGAGUCGCGAGCUGCGCAGCCUGCGCGGGGCCGUGACGUCACCGCGCGAGAUGAUCGACGAGGCUUUACAUGCGCACGCGCAGCGGACUGCCGCCGCCGUCGAGAGCGCGCUCGCUGAUGGCUGGGAGCGCAUCUCGCGCGUGGGCGAGGCGGCCAGCGCGCGCGCGGCGCAGGCGGCGGGAGUGGGCGCCGCGCGCGCGCUGGAGCCGCUGGCCGCCGCGCUGCAGAGCGAGCUGGCCACCAAGAUCUCCGCCACCGACCAGCUGCUGCGGGACAACAUCGACAAGCUCGCCACCAGCAAGACGGUGAUGGAGCGUCUGUCGACGUCGAUAGCCAAGUCCCUGUCGGACAUGGUGCGCGAGUCGUUCCGCGACGCGCUGUUCGAGAGCGUCGUGCCCGUCAUGGAGAAGGCGCACGCGCAGAUCUUCCGGCAGAUCAACCAGGCCUUCCAGAACGGGACCAAAGAGUUCGCAGCCAACACAGAGGCAGCAGCGCGUGCAGCAGCCGAGCGGGGCGGAGCGGCCGCCGCCGCCAGCCUGCGCUCAGCGCUGGAGAGGCACUCGGACGCGCUGGCCGCGGCGCGGGCGGCGCCACACCACGUGCUGGCCGACGUGCUGCGGGACACCGCGCACAGUGUCCUGGAGAAGGAGUUGAGUUGGUGGCGUGAGCAGGCGCGCUCGACGGCGCUAGCGUCGCGCGCGCACUCGCCCGCCACGCCCAGUGCGCAUGCGCACGACCGACAGAUGCAGGUCGCCCAGAUCCAGUGCCAGAUCGCGAACGGCGACGUGAACGGCGCGUUCCAGCAGGCGCUGUCGGCGUCGGACCUGGCGCUGGUGAUGUGCGCGUGUCGCGCGGCCGAGCCCGCCGCCGUGUUCGGGCCGCCCUGCAAGCUCAAGCAGCACGUGCUGCUGUCGCUGGUGCAGCAGCUGGCCGCCGACAUGGGCCGCGACACGCAUCUCAAGCACAAGUACCUAGAAGAGGCCGUGAUGAACCUGGACACGUCGAACCCGGUGACCCGCGAGCACCUGCCGGGCGUGGUCCGCGAGCUGCAGAAGCAGCUGGUGUCGUUCCUGGCGGCGUCGCCGUCGCACGCGCUGGCGCGCCAGCUGCGCAUGCUGCUCAUGGCCACCGAGGCGCUGGUCAAGGCGGCCGCCUGACCCAAGCGCUGCGACUGCCGCCGCCACUAGCGCCCGCAGCCCCCCCCGCCCGCAACUAGCCUACUCCGAGCACUACAUCACUAUCGUCUGACUGUUUAGUAUACCAUGUCGCUUCGCAUAUUCCAUUAUAUAACUUAGUGACAAUCAGCCUUAGCUUGAAUCCUGUCUGAAAAAAACUCUUGUAAUUAACGUUUCUUUUUUAAACCGAUAAUAAUUUACUUAUGACACAUUGCCAAAUUACAUCAUCAUAAACUAAAAUAUCCUCAAAACUCAAAAUUAAAGCUAAAAAAAUAACAAAAAAAGAACGUUACGAACGUUAUCCAUCUUUGUCAAUGAAACUGGGAAUAAAUAGGUUAUCCGCUACGUUUGUAAAGAUGUUGCGAUAGUGUAAGCGUCGAAUAACCAUUACUUCAUAAAUAACAGCCAAAAGUUUGCCAAAUUUAUCUCCCAGUUAUGUAAAAAAAUGUAAAACACCCAAUUAUGGACUCUAUUUUCUAUCACACAAGGGACAUUAAUCUAUCCUCUACAUCCUACAAAGUACAUUCCGGUUUCCAUUUAAAAUUCUAUAAAAUUUAAAACCCAAGUUUACAGUUUCAUAAAAGAUCUAAAGGAUAUAGCGGCUGGUGUCUCUUAAGUUAACCAUUCAGAUAGCAUCAUAUAAUUUGCUGUAAGUAAUGCUUGCAUUAUUGCUCAUCACAUCUUACAAACAAUUUAUACUAAUAAGAAUAGACCACAAACAAAACAAACUACACGAAGUACGCAAGUAUAGAGUACAUAGUACAGAGAGCAAAAAGAUUUUGAUGAAUUAAAUCAGAUUUAUGAACAACAGAACAAAA